GCUGUAUACUUAUUGAGUUAAUGGUCAUGAUACAUGAAGUCUGAAGUUACAGGAAGAGAGCAUCAGCUGAAGACUGGUGGCACUGAGCUACGGGGAAUUCUUCACUGUGUUUUUCAGAGACAGCUCAACCUUUUCCUCAAGGAGCUCUUGGAUAUCUGGAUACUUCUCUCAGUGUUGGACCUGAAAUUUUAAUCUUUCUUUUUUUUUUAUGCAACACAAAAUAAUAAUGAAGAGGACAUCCAGAUUUGAGGACCGAAAUCUGUAAUUGCUAUAGCCUUUACAUCCACAAUCCACACAUAGUGGCUCUUAAUAUUUCUCUAAUUUGCUUCUUAUUUCUAUAUUAAUCAUAACACAUCCAGAAAAUACACAAAGACUAGAGAUUAUAUUUACUGCACACAUACUGCUAGGAUGUGGUCUUGCAUAACAGACUUCUUCACCUAUGAGACCACCAAGUCGGUGGUGGUCAAGAGCUGGACUAUCGGCAUCAUCAACCGGGUUGUCCAACUUCUCAUCAUCACUUACUUCAUUGGGUGGGUGUUUCUCUAUGAGAAGGCCUACCAGGUGAGAGACACAGCCAUUGAAUCUUCAGUGAUGACCAAGGUCAAAGGUUUUGGAGUCUAUAACAAUAAGGUCAUGGACGUUGCAGACUAUGUCACUCCUACGCAGGGAGCUUCAGUCUUCUGCAUCAUCACCAAAAUGAUCACAACAGAAAACCAAGUCCAAGGAUACUGUCCUGAGAGUGAGAAGAAGUAUACUUGUACCCACGACAGUAACUGCACAAGGCACCUCAACAAGCCAGGAGGUUAUGGAAUUCUUACAGGGAAAUGUGUUCCUUUCAACGUCAGCAUCAAGAUGUGUGAAAUAAAGGGAUGGUGUCCUGCUGAGAUCGACACCAUCAAGACUACGCCAAUGAAGGAAGUGGAGAAUUUCACCAUUUUCAUUAAGAAUAGCAUUCGCUUCCCAACCUUCAACUACACCAAAGGGAAUUUCCUUUCAACCAUCACUGACGAUUACAUCAAGAAAUGUAACUUUGACAUGAUCAACAACACCUACUGCCCCAUCUUCAGAGUGGGAGAUGUGGUCCGCUACGCGCAGCAGAACUUCACUAAACUGGCAGACAAGGGAGGAGUGAUCGGAAUAAAGAUCGGCUGGAUAUGUGAUCUGGACAAGUCAGAUGACCAUUGUAACCCCUCAUACUCAUUCACCCGACUGGAUGCCAUGUCACAGAAGAACAGUGUCUCACCAGGCUACAAUUUCAGAUUCGCCAAAUACUAUAAGAUGGAGAACGGGACUGACUACCGCACUCUGGUCAAAGCCUAUGCAAUUAGGUUUGAUGUUCUGGUCAAUGGAAAUGCUGGGAAGUUCAACAUGAUCCCUACACUCAUCAACAUGGUGGCAGCCUUUACGUCAGUGGGAGUGGGCACAGUGCUGUGUGACAUCAUACUACUGAACUUCUUGAAAGGAGCAGAGCAAUACAAGGCCAAGAAAUUUGAAGAGGUGUCAGACAACCCACAAGAUUCCCACAGCAAUGGGCUGUACCGCUCACAGCUGUCACUCAGACAUAAUGAGACCAUCAUGAGGUCCAGUGACUCAGGGGCAUUUUCUAUUGAACAUUACACCUAAAUGGAGAACGGUCAGGGAACAGUGGACUAAGAAAGACAGAUGUGAGAUGGGUCUUGCUCAAAGUUUUUAUCAAUUUUAUGCAUUCAGGGCAGACUUUAUAUAAAACAGUAUCUCAACAUAACCUGAAUAUUUAUGUUAGGGGUGUAACAAUACACACAAUUCAUGCUUCGGUAUGUUUUUGGUACAGAAGGGGUAACCAAACAUUUUUUUUAGACAAUAACAUUUUAUUUAACACCGGCUAACUGGUUCUGUUCAAUUCUUACUAUAACAUAAUGCACCCAAAUACUGGCAUAUAAUCAAUAAGAAAAAUUAGUAACACAAAUGUCUAAGACUCUGACCUGUGGAUAACAGACCCUUUUUGCAGCAGGCAUUCUGACAUGAAACAGUAGGAUAAACAGAGUUGUUACUAAUGAUUAAUUAAGGUUCUGUUCCAUUCAGGUCAAACCAGAGUCAGGGUGCUGCUAUCCGUGCGUGUUGGCUCACUGGAAAGGCUCUCCUAUACUAAAUUCAACGGAACCUUAAUUAGUAUAAUUUGUAUAAUUUGUGACAAAAGGAGUAUGGUUGCAUAUCCACAGCAAUAAACACGUUAUAGUUAUUACUUUGGCACGGUGUGCAUCUGCAGCGAGAGGCUGUCUGUUUUUGUCUCCUUCUGCUAAGCUGACUAGCAUGCUACAGCUAAUCAACAACAACUGGUCAAAACUUUACGGGUAAAAGUUGAGCUCUAGAAUUUCUGUGCGUGUGCUAGAUCUGAAUAGUCUAAUUUGACAGUAACUUUUUGGAUCACAGGAGGUUCUUGACUGAGGCAGUUGCUUACCGAGCCAAACCUCCUGAACCGAAUGGCUUGGGACAAAUAUGUGUACUGUUACACCCUUAGUUUAUGCCUAUGUCAAAAAAACAUUGGAAGAACCCUGAAUUGUUAUCCUUAAAUAUUUCAAAACGUCUGCAGACGGUGACAAAUAUAUAUAAAAUGUAAAAAUUAAAAUACAAAAGCAGAGUGUCUUUGCAUGGUGACACUUUUGGCAUGCGACACUGGCUCAGGAUUUGUUUAAAAAAGAAAUUUAACCUGAAAAAUAUUCUCUGUUUGAGCUCUCUAGUUGCCUGUUUUUCACCUUGCAUUGAAACUUCUGUAAUGCACUACCAUUAAAUCAUAAAGGCCUUUGUGAUGAGAAACCAGGAAUAAACAAGACAGCUGUCAUGAAUUGGUUCACGUGCAUGGAGGUCUUUAAUGGCGUGUGUGUGUGUGUGUGUGGUUAUAUAUCAGUGCAUGGCAAAAACCACUUGGAAUAACAGGAAAAGCUUUUCAAAUGAGUUGCUUUUGAGCUGAGACUCCUUUAUUUUCAACAGGGCAUUUAGGAAUGGAUUUAAGCAUUACAUUCAUUCUGCACAUCCAAACAGGCAUUUUCACUUAAUCUGCUAUAGACCUCUGCUCAGGUUGAUGUUGGGGGGGCUCUCUGUUCAUUCACAUACACCUUGGAUGGUCCCCUUUCCUGAGUUGGAAGCCAUUCUACCGACUUCAGUCUGUUCUUUAAGCUUUAAGUCGUAGUGUGGAAACAACAUGCUAUACAGAAGAUGUGGUGCCAAUUUUUCUCAGUGGUCAUUUUUGGACGUGCUAGUGGCAUGGCUCUGGAUGGCAUUGUUCGGUCUGUAAGUCAGUCGGUCCACCACUUUGGACAUUCAUGUUCCCCAUAGGAUGAAUCCUACUGACUUUGGUGAUACUCUGUUCUCACCUCACCUCACUGCAAUAAAAUCUGGCAGACAUUGAUGACCCGACCCUUACGGUGCUUUAUUAGCCUGUUCUUAUUAAACAGUCAGCACAUAUGGCAGCUUGGUGAGUGAGUGUCCCUACAUUUCAAACUGCACAUACAUUUCUAUUCUGGAUGUGCCUAUCUGACAUUGCUUUCAAUUCAAUUAAAUUUAAUUUGUAUAGCGCCAAAUCAUAACUAAAAGAGCUUAAAGAGAAAAAGACUGAGACAAAGAUUAGAUAUGUCAUUGAAGUCGUAGUAUGAUCGCGUAGUAUAAUGAGCCAACCAAAAUAUUUAGCGAGUUGGGAGAUCGUGUUGGCUAUAUUACAGAGUGCCGAGAAAGAAGGAAGAGAAGCAUAUCAAAAUAUUCAAAUGCUUGCAUGAUUGUCAAUUUACCUUAUUGAGCUUGUUGUCCUGUUUUAUUGUUUAAUGUCUAUUUCUGUGUAUGUACACUGAGAGCAACAUAACACCGGAGUCAAAUUCCUCAUAUGUGUACACAGACCUGGCAAAUAAAAAUGAUUCUCGUUCUGA
Molecule: messenger RNA, 3896 nt
Organism: Dicentrarchus labrax (European seabass)
Lineage: Eukaryota; Metazoa; Chordata; Actinopteri; Moronidae
Gene: p2rx3b
Product: purinergic receptor P2X, ligand-gated ion channel, 3b
Exons: 12
Coding region: 409-1623 (404 amino acids)
Biological process (GO): response to ATP; monoatomic cation transmembrane transport
Cellular component (GO): nuclear inner membrane; plasma membrane
Molecular function (GO): ATP binding; purinergic nucleotide receptor activity; extracellularly ATP-gated monoatomic cation channel activity
Source: RefSeq, a predicted model, not a curated record